Messenger RNA from Rhopilema esculentum, 3847 nucleotides. NCBI's taxonomy places the organism in Eukaryota, Metazoa, Cnidaria, Scyphozoa, Rhizostomeae, Rhizostomatidae. The record is from RefSeq and is a predicted model, not a curated record.
AUCUUCAUACAAGAUCUUCAUAGGAAUAAUUCGAAAAAAACAGUACAAAUGAAGUAAGACAAUGAAAAUGAAAAUCAAGUGAAAUAAAAAUAUGACAAACAACAAAUAAAGGGAAUAUAGGCAGAAGAAAAAAUGCAACAAACUAUUAAAAAACUAGGAGCGGUGAAGAAGCGUCUAUCUGAGAAGAGGUUUCGCUCAGUGGUAACCUGGUGGCCUAAAUUAAAGGUCAAAUCAUUUGGCAGUAUCAGCACAGAAUAAUCUAUGGUAUCAGGGGCGUCGCGACCGGGGUGUAUUGGGGUGGGGGUUUCACACCCCCAAUAGCAUCUCAAUAGAAAAUUUCAGGUAAAAUCCGAUCGGUGUAAAAACGCUUUAGGUAUUUCAGAGACCUUUAUAUCAUAAAAUCAAUAAAAGAUCAAGCAAUUUUAGUUGCUCGGUUGGUUAAACAUGAUAUUCCUUGAUAUGAAUGAAGGUAAAUAAACGAAUGGUUUGAAGAUUUUAAGAUUUCUUGUUGGCACUAAAUCCAAAAAUCCAGGCCUUCUUGAGGUAAACGUGCAUCUUGUGUCUAUUUCCCCUAGAGUUUCUCGGUAGAAGGGUCAACUGCAAUUCACUAUCGGCUCCAAAUUUUUUUCAACAUUCGAAAGGCAUGCUAAGAUGGAAAGAUGGAUCUAAAUUGACAACAAGUGCUGCUUGUUUCCUAGCUUUAGAAGUAACACAUGGUAUUUUUCAAGACAACAGCGAAAUUGUACCAGUUGCUUUAUCAAAAUGUAUUGACAAAAUGUAUUGCAGAGACUUGUGACAUAAACUAAAAAAUUUCAGACAAUAAUUCUUCAAUCAAAUAAAUUUGUAGCCUACCCCCCUCCCCCUCAAAAAGAAACAAGGCUUGCCUUGCGACGGCCCUGGACAGUAAACAUAUACAAACUUCGAUGCAAAAUAUAGUCCUUUAUCAAGAGUAUUAGCAUAGCAUAAACAGCCUUCAUUGAUAGUUCAAAUUUUGAUUGAAUUACUUUGGAGGAGUUUUCCGAUAACCUUUUUUAGCAAGGGGAUGUCAUGUUCUCGUAAUACCAAAUGAAUCUUCUUGGGUGACUUGAGUGCGAUUUGAUUUUUCUCUUAAAACCGCGCAGAAGCCUUCGGCGACUUAAUAUCACUGUGAAAAAUAAAACAACAUAGUUUUAGGGUUGUCAUAACGAAACCAGUUAUUUAAUUUUUUUUUCUAACAAUUUCUCAGAAAUUUUUCCACUUGAUAUACUUCAAUUUGUAAUUGAAUUUAACGACGUACGUGCAAAGUGAAACGAUUAGUCGCAUUCGCCGGGGGUAAGAAGUUCCCAUUUGAAGAUGCUUAUAAGACAAAGACACAAAUCCAAUACUUAGAAAGCUCAAAUUUUUCAAGCGAGUUACACCUUUGUGUGUAAAAGUUCACAAGAAUGAAGUUAAGUACAGCUUUUAUGUGGCCUCUUCUGGCAGUUUUGUUUCGAAAUGCCGAUGGUGUCUGCUACAGUUCCACAGAGUAUGCUCACCCCUUCUUGCAGGUCAUCUCAAAUGUUCAUUACACGAAUAACGAUCAUUGCACCAUUUACAUCAGUCCGUUUGGCACCUACUCGCCGUCCGAUUACUACUUGGAAAUCAAAUGGAUAUCUUUCAACAUUGAAGGAAAUAUGCCAAAUUGCAAAGACUACGUCGAAGUUUUUCUCACAAGCUCUUAUAAAAGCAUUGGAAGGUACUGCUCUGAUAACAUCAUUGCAAGUAAGCCAUUCGACAUGUAUUCCCAUGAUGGAUACGCAAAGAUCGUCUUCAAAUCAGACAGCUCGGUUACACGGUCCGGGUUUUCAUUGACAUACCAGUUAAAGAGCAAGUUAGGAUCACCAAUGGGUGGAUCACGCAGCCGAAAAUGCUAUUACAGUUUAUCAGGCAAUGUUUUCACAUCAGGCUGGCCAUACAGCUAUUAUGCAACCAGCAUACCCUGUUGGCACAGAUUUGAGGCUGGCCCCAAUGCCGCCAGAAUUGCUAUCAUGGAUGUUUCUUUGUACGAUUCCUACGUUGAAGUUAAAGAAUCUUCUACAAGGUAUGGAUCUGUCUCAAGCUGGGACAGUCGUGGCUCCACUUUGACAGGAAGACUUUCCGAAACAAUAUCUCCGGCCAUUUACAAAUCUACAAAGCAUUACGUCUACUUUUAUUUCAACAGGCCAUUCACCCAAAUUGGCUACCGAGGGGUUAUGGCUGGGUACAUGGCUUACAGAAAUGUGUCAGAUAGCACAUCAUCAAAAACAUCGGUCGGAGCUUAUGUUGGUAUAGCUAUUGGAUGUCUUGCGGUCGUCAUACUUAUCGUUGUUGCUGCAUGUUGUUGGAGGAAAAGAGCGAGAAAUUCCUGUGGAGCCCAACAGCAGAGCCCGUCACAAGGGCCAACAGCCGUCGCAUUUGCUGCCACCAAUGUUGCAGCAAAUGUUCCUCGUGAUCAACAGCAAAUGCAUGCUCCAGUCGUUCUAUUCAACGAGGGAAACUUUCCAGUGACAUGGGCGACUCAGCAGCCUCAAUUUGCUACAGGCCAGGUACCAAAUAGUUUCUACCCAGGAUCGCUACCUCCAAAGGAAAACACUUUUCCUCCACAAUACUCAGCUGCCUAUUAAUCCAGUUUGUGAUAGAUUUGGAAUCAACGAUGUCGUAAUUAUCGAUCAAACAUGAUCAUUAACCACAAACUGAUACAAACAACAGUUUCAUUUUAAUGCUUAAUCACUAUCAUUUUGAAUAGUGUUUAUCACUGAUCAUAGGCCUUGAAACGCUCACUAUCAACGAUGGGUUAGCCAUUUUACAUUACACGUAGCUAUGAUAAUUUUUUUAAAAUUUUUACAUCAACCUAUGUUGUAUGCCACUGUUGUUGUAUGUUGCAUUUUCAUGACAUAAUUUCAUUCGUGCGAAUGGUGUCAUAUGAAUUAAAAUAUAUUCAAUCAGUAGUGGAAUUAGGAUUUAGCUUUGGCUGUAGAUUGCAGCUUCUCCUGCUUUAGUGUGCAUAACCCAAUAAUUUUAUCUCAAUUACAUAGAAAAAAACAUCAAGAUAAAACAUUCUGUAUAAACAUAGAUAUUAUUUAUAUAAGAUUUGGACGAAAUUCUACAUAAAUAUUAUAAAUAAAACUCCUCUGACAGUUUCAUUUUUCUAACUUUAAAGAAAGCUCUAUGCAUUUUGGAAAUUUUAAAUGUUAUAAAAAAAGAUGCAAAUAUUACUUUUCAAAAACCAAACAUUUAGAAUUUCAAUCAUUAAGUGAGCAAGGUUGCCGCUAUUUAGCUAUUUUGAAAUUGUCCAAGCAAAACACCCCGAACUGCAUUGAUCUAGAAGACAGAAGCUUCAGGGGCUGCAUUUUUCUCCUCGGGCAACAUUUAUUGCAUUUCAGGCUCAUUUUAAGGCAGUUGUAUUUUAGCAAGACAAUGUUAUUCGGGGAAGAUCUACACGAAAAGCCACUAAACUUUCAUUAUUCAUUACGCUGAUACUGAAGUUUAGACAGAAAGAGUUAGGUUAGAGACCCCCGAUUGGUCAAACACAAAAAAUCAAACAGUUUCUUUUGAUCCACCUCUAGAUAUGACAUCCCUGCUUACCUUGGUUCUUAUCCGAUGUUUAUAAUCGAAGGAGUGACGAACAGAAAGUACUUUGGUAUGACAUGUUUUCGGUUUUCCAUACUUUCUUCAAAAUUAACUGUAGAAAAAGCUUUUUCGUUAGUAUUUCGAGCUACGGGCUCUCCAGAACUCUGCAUUGUUUGUUGUUGAAUUCUGCAUUAAGCAAUAGAGAGAGAAAAUUGUAUUGCAGUUUUUUCAUAUAACAUGGCAAAGUCAAAGCUAUACCCCUUGCAAUAAGAACCUUUGA